Messenger RNA from Ectocarpus sp. CCAP 1310/34, 4655 nucleotides. The record is from the annotation of a GenBank genome assembly. Lineage: Eukaryota; Phaeophyceae; Ectocarpales; Ectocarpaceae.
GCUGGUGCGCUUGUUGCUGUGCAGUACAGCAGUGGCAGCAGGGAAAGGAGCAAGCACGACAAGGAGGAAGCUGUGGUCAGAGCAUGUCAGGCAAUGUAGACGGUGGGCCUCCGCCUCCUCCCCCACCCCGCGGCCCCGGCGCCGAAGACUCCGGUUCAGCAGCAAGAAGAGGAGGCCCGCUGCUUCCCACGCCGCCGCCCCCGGGAACCUCGUCGAUGCCGUCUCCUCCCGGCCCCGGUGCAUCCCCUCGAGGCGGCCCUGCUCUCCUGUCCACGCCGCCUCCCAUGAACGACGAGGAGGGCCCCGAAACCGGGUUUGCUGGCGCUCCACCACCACCGCCGCUAAGGCGGCCAGUGUCACCGCCAUCAGGAUCAUCGGCUGCCCAGCAGGAGCCACCGCCACCGCCGCCUCCGCCGAGGAUGCCGUCGCACCCAGCAGCAGGCGGUGGUGAGGGGCCGGUCGGUGGCAACAAUGCCGGCGGUGGCGUUCCGCCUCCUCCUCCUCCCAGGAAAGCGCUGCCGGGAGCAGCUGGUUCCGCCGGUGGAUCUGCACCAGCAGCAGGAGGACACGAUUCGGCGAACAACAUGUCAAUGCAAGGGGAUCUGCAGCAGCACCCCCCACCCCUCGUCCCUCCUGGCCGUCCCAGGCCCCCUCCGAUGAGGUCGAACAACAACAUGCCAAGCGGGGAUGGGGGGGGCCCUGGGAGAGGACCGCCGCCGGGAGGAGUCGAAGCGGGGCGAGGCAUGCCGCCGUUCGGGGCUCGACCCCAUAUGAUGUGCGGAGGACGAGGGCCUCCGCCACCACCCGGCGGCAUGGGUUCGGGGCCCGGUAGCAUGGGCGGGCGAGGGAGCGGUAACAUGAGGGCGGGGCGAGGUGGCGACAUGGGAGGCCGGGGGCCACCUCCCGGUAACUUCUCUCCCACCGGCAGGGGUGGGGGUAGAGGCAUGUUCCCUCGGGGAAUGCCGAUGAUGAGGCCCGGUGGUGAUAGUGGGGGGGGCGGGGCGCCACGCCCUGGGAUGUUGCCGCCUCGACCCAGCGGCCCUCAGUCUCCACAAGAUGAAGCGGCCGGUCCACUCAGCGACCCUACUGGACCGCCAUCGGAUUCACCCGGAUCGGGAUCAGGUUCACCACGGCCUUGGUUUCCGCCGCCGCCGUCUUCGGGCGCGGCCGAGCCAGGGGCCCCGCCGCCGAGAAAUGCUCCUCCGCGACCUCCCCCCGGUCCACCAGCGCCCCCUUCGGACGUGAGAGCGCCGUCGCCGACCGCCGCUCCCAUUGCAGCAGCGGGAGCGGCGCCCGUGCCGCCCGGAGCCCCGCCGACGCUCCCGCCCCUUCCGCCGCCCGUGCUCGCUCGCCCGCCCAUGCUGCCUCCGCCGCCGCCUCCUCUCCCGCCCGGGAUGGCCGCGCCGCCACUGCCGCCGCCGCCGCCGCCGCCGCCACCGCCCUCUGGGUUGUUGGGGGCCCCGCCGCGGGCCCCGCUGCCCCCGUUGGGGAUGAUGCCGCCGCUCCCGCCGGGAGCGGCGCCUCCGCUUCCGCCAGGUCCGCCGCCGACCAUGCCCGUGUUUGCCGACGACGGGAACUUCCUUUCCAAGAUGCUCAAGGAGCAAGAGGAGCAAGAUCGGAAGAAAAAGCUUCAGCAGGAGGAGGAGGACAAGAAAAAAGCCUUAGAGGAGGCUAAGCUGGAGAAGGAACGAGUGGCGCAUGCCAAGAGGGUGGCGGCGGAGAAUAAGCGCUCCCGCCGGUACCAGCUCGGCGGAGGUUUCGGCGGGGGCCGGUCGAGGGCGGCGCGGCCCAAGAUGGGCAAUGCGCGGGGUAAGGUGAUCAAGGCUUUCGUCGCGGACAGCGACAGUGAGGACCAGGACAGCGAGGAGGAGGACGGUUCUAAGGAACAUUCUUCCAAAACCGACAGCACUUCUGCAUCCUCGUCUUCGGCUACUACGGGAGCAGUCGCAACAGGUACUCAAUCCGGCGGAUCAGCAGCAACUGCUGCUGCUGGUCAAGCUGCUGUAGCUGCUGCUGCUGCGGCGGCGUCGGCAGCAGCGGGGGGUCAAGUCGGGGUAGGGCUCGGAGCGGCGGUGGCUCUGUCCCAAGCGUCAGGCGGGUCGGACUUAGACGAGGAGACUAAGAUCACCAUCAGGCAGACGGCGGAGUGGUUCCAUGCUAACCCGGACAAGAGCAAGGUUAUCAUGGAGAAGAGCAGGGGGAAUGCGCAGUUCAGCUUCCUGUUUGAUGCGUCCUCGCCUGGGGGGCGCUUCUACAGACAGGUUUUGGACGAAAUCAAGACCGAGGAGGAGGUGAAGCGGGUAUGCAGCGGCUUCGGAGAGGCGAACGCCUCGGACUACGGUCCAACUCCCCAGGACGCCGGUAACGUCUACGGCCCGGGAGCCGGCCUCGCCGCUGCUGCCGCAGGCGGCGGCGGCGGCGGCGCGGGAGGGGGGGGGGCUGCGGGUGGAGUAACCCCUUCGUGGGCGGCCACCAGCGUGGCGAAACCCGUCGCGACGGCCGCGGCGUUUAGGAAGGGGGGGAACGGGGGGGCGCCGGGGGGGAACGCGGCGCAGAUCGUUGCGCAGAUCUCUGCACAGGUGGCAAUGCGCUCGGCCUCCACAUACGGCCCCGCGCCGGUCGCGGCGGCACGCCCCCGAAAGAAUCGCUGGGGGGCGGGGGCGGGCGGAGCGGCUGCGCCGGCGCCGGCACCGGUACCGGCAGCAGCGGUCGAUGGAGCGGGCCGUGGCGGAUUCGGGGGGGGCGGAAACGGCGUUGACGCGGCGUCCUCGGCUGCGGCGGCGGGGCUGGUUGCGGCGGCGGCGGCGGCGGCGGCGGCUUCGAGUGCGGGGAAGAGUGUUGUCGCCGCUGGCGGCGGUGCGGAGGGCGUGGGGCUGGGCAAGCGCAGCCGAGGCUUCAGCGAGGGAGACUCCAACAGACCCCGUCGCGACGCAAAGAGUGCGGGGCUUGCCCUGCCUGAGACGAUGGACGCUGACCAAGAGGAGCAGCUCCGGCAGCAGAAGGAGAUGCAGCGACUGGAGGCGAGAGUAAGGGAAGCUGCGGCUCGUCAGGCCAUGCCGGGGGCCGGGGCGGCGGCGGCCGGCGGGAAGCCGGAGGGGGAGGCCGAGAGGCGCAUGCGGGAGCUCUACGAGGAGAGGCUGAGGGAGUACGGGGAUCUGGCCACGGGGGACGAGAAGGAGGAGGAGAGGGACACAGUGGAAGACGCCGAAGCUACCGGAGGCGUAAUCGACGGGGGCACGUGGGAACACCGCAAAAGGGCCAAGGAGAUGCUCAAGACGGCGGAGGGCGCGCUUAACGUCACCCUGCAGGCCAAGGGCGCGCAUCAUAUGGGCCAGUACCUACCGAAAGACGAACUGGAGUGGUUCCUCAAGAAGUCGGGCAAGGCUGCGAAGGGAGAUGAAGCCGAGGCCGAGGAAGACUUCGAGAAGAACAAGCUGGCGGAGGACAACAUAGGCUUCCAGAUGCUCAAGAAGGCCGGGUGGACGGAGGGGAAGGGGCUGGGCAAGGAGGGGGAGGGCACCGCGGUCCCGGUUAACAUGGCAGCCGGCGCGGACGGGGCGGGCGUCGGGGUGAAGGAGACCCACGAGGUGGCGGAGGGAGACAACGAGUUCGAGCAGUACCGGAAGCGGAUGAUGCUCGCUUACCGCUUCCGCCCGAACCCCCUCAACAAUCCUCGGCGGUCUUACUACUGACGGGUUAGGGGUCGCGGGUGACCCGCAAAAUUUGAAAGCUUUGACUGCGAUGUAAAUGCAGGCCGUAGUCGUUUAGACCAUCGGCCUCGCAUCCUGACAACGCCGGGUCGGAGCAAUGUGGGUAGCCGGGUUUUCCGCAGACCAGGCUCGUACGUUUCACGACGUUGAACCAGAGCUGGUUGUCAUCCGUGUGUUUGCUGUGCCAAUAUCCAGAUAUGCCAUGGGUUGAUUGGGCAUCCCGGUUUAACCAAACGUUUCGCACACAGGAGGGGAGGGGGGAGUAAAUAUCCUCGCUGUCGUACUUCCGUGGCCUUCUCAGGCCUUGGACUCGAAUAUCAACAAAGAGGGGGCGACGUACAUGAGGGUUCCCGGGGGCGGGGGGUAUCAGCGCGCACGUUUCAGCUGCGGGGACCUGGCUAGACAUUUUUUGUUGCCUGUUUUGUCUUGAACGGGGAUUUCAUUGAAUCCACUUAUUCGUCCCCGUGUUUCGCUUGUGUGUCCUCUAACCCUCCCGCAAAUAACGCCCACUGCUAGUUUUCACCGCCGGAGUUGGGCGAGGUUCGGGUUGUUUGUGUAAUGGCCUAGGGACACGGGAUCUGGUCCGGAGAAGAGGCGUUGAUUGGGUGCUCAUGGCGUAGACAUGGGCUUUUUUUGUGAAUCUGGGACAGAUUUGGUGACAGGCGUUCGUCAUUGCUUCCGACGUUUCCGGACUGGACUGAGCAGGAGAAUAGGGGAAGCGUGAUUUACGGUGUCAACAUAUACACAGAAAAACAGGACGGCAGUGUUUAGUGCUGUUGUGCCUCGUUGAUGGGACCUUUUCGGCUACCGAUUAGGGGCCGCGUGGCGCAUCCCCAAGCCCUGCAUCGAUCGGGAUUGGUGGUUUGGCAUGCGCCGGUCAUGCGCUCAAAUCACACAGCAGGGCAGCCUUUGGCAGGACAAGCUCGAAUUCUACUUUGCUCAACA